UCCCUUAAGUCAACCUAACAAAGUGUGUAAGCAUACCGAUCAUUAAGCGUAAAUGUAAUUAAUAAUUUAAUUACUGUUACACCAGAGCUUAAUUUCUAAAAUUAGAAAUGCUGGAGCCCAACAGAAGACCGUCAGCAAAGAGGAACAAAGAAAUUUGAGCAACUUAAUUGAAAAUUAACUAAAGAAUACGAUAAAAGAUGCCAUCUUCCAGUAAUGAGGAUAAAGGUAUUGAAACAGCGAAUGUGAAAAAAAUUUCCUUGAAAAAAUAUGUCAUUAAAGUCUUUAUGGACUCAACUGUGAGUGUUGUGUCAAGCAUCUUAUGUACUGCCGAUAUUCGUCGGAAAAUAUUCCGAACUUUAGUGCUUUUGUUUUGUCUUACUGGUUUCCUGUACCAAUGUGUCACCUUUCUACAAUAUGCUUUUCAGUAUCCUACGGAUCUGGAGAUUGCCAUAGAUAAACCAACCAGUAUAGAAGUUCCAGCUUACACUUUCUGUAACGAUAAUCCAAUUAUGAGAACCAAGUUUUGUGCAAAAUAUCCCGAUCACUGUACUUUAGCUGAUAAAACUAUUUGCAAGAGAUAUCCACAUUAUUGCAGAGCAGUAGAAACAGAAGAAAUUUGGAUUCCUAAAAAGGAAUAUUAUCUUUGGGAUCACAAUAUGACGUUAGAAGAAUUUGUAGAGUUAGGCCAGAACUUAACUGAUUUUUUUAAUGGCAUUGGUGGAUACCAAGAUAUUCAAGAAGAAAACGUUGAAGGACCUUUCUUGAGGACAAAAGGGAUGAUUUCUGGAAGUCGCCUAGGAUGUUACAGUAUAAACUCUUUAGUUGACAGUCCACAAGAAGCAAAACAAUAUAAACAAAAUUCUCUAUUUCCAACACCCGUAAGCACAUUUAAAUUCAACGUGCAACCGGAUGAGAUCUUGGUUCCCGGUGAUCGACCAGGAAUCCUGUUUUCCGUUCAUUCACAAUACGAAGCUGUGAAUCCUUUCGAAAGAGGUAUAUUCAUGAAAGCAGGGAGAUCCUACAAGAUUUAUGUUAACAUGGAACGAGAAAUCUUAUUGCCAUUACCAUAUAAAACGAACUGCACAAAUUACACUGAAGACUGGCUUGAAAACAACAGGAUUGGUCCAAGGUCGAAGAAGAUGUGCGUGCAGAAAUGUUUUUUUGAAUUUUCCUUGAAGGAAUUAAACUGCACGAUGAGCUUCAUUCUUUACCCGACAGAAACAAGAAUAUGUUCUGAUGAGGAAAUGAUGAGUGCUGAUUUCGAUCCGGAAGAGCUUGAUAAACUUUAUAAAUGUAUUGAGAAGUGUAAAGAUAAUUGUUUAAAAACGAAACGCUAUUUGGAAGUUCAAGAAAGAUAUGAGAGAGAAUUUGGCACUCCAAACGAAACGAUGGAAGAAUCAGGACUGAUCUCAGUAGAAAUUUAUCUAGAUAUGUAUGAAGUAGUACGCUUUCAACACAGGCCGCAAUACAGGGAUGUUGAAUUGUUUAGUGUCAUCGGUGGCUUCAUUGGCGUCUGGCUGGGAGUAUCGCUCGUGCAAGUCGUAGAUCUUCUUGAAUCCCUGUGCCGCAUAUUUACAUAUAUAUGUAGGAAAAAAUAUGCAAAAGAAUAGGUCUAAAUGCAUAUUUUUAAAAUGCACAUGUACUGAGAAAGACAUUAACUCUACAAAAAUAACUGCCAUUUUUUUCCCUCUUGGAAAUGGAAAAAUUUCAAGAUUGAUUCUUAGUUCUCUAACAAUUAGUAUAUGAAUUUUCAACAUUUUUUUCCGAUUACGUUCUUUAUUAUGAAAAAUUGUAAAGCGAGACUUCAGUUGUUGACUUUGUUAUUUUAAUUUUUAAUUUUAAUGCAGUUCCAUUCUUGCUGCAAAUUUGAUUUGAAACUAUCACUAACAGAUGUUUUUCAAGCUGCACAUUCAUUUGAUUGUAUCCUGUUAUUAUUUACAUUUGUUGUUUAGGUUGGGAAUAUAAAUGACUCAACUUUUGUUUUAAUAUUUUAUCAACAGACCUGUAUAUACAUUCUGUAAAAAUAAAAUUAUUUGAUCAAUA
This is a messenger RNA of Stegodyphus dumicola, 2043 nucleotides long. RefSeq names its product epithelial sodium channel subunit alpha-like. Gene Ontology annotation, cellular component: plasma membrane. The record is from RefSeq and is a predicted model, not a curated record. NCBI's taxonomy places the organism in Eukaryota, Metazoa, Arthropoda, Arachnida, Araneae, Eresidae. Gene Ontology annotation, molecular function: ligand-gated sodium channel activity. Gene Ontology annotation, biological process: sodium ion transmembrane transport.